GUUUCCAAUUAAUUUAAUUUGAUUUUCAGAGUGUUUUGAGAAUAUUUAUUUUAUAUCCCAACCUUACAGAAGAUAUACAUAUUAAGUAAAAUUGAUGAUUAAAGAACUGCUAUACAUUAUAUCAGUCACAUGCAGUAAAAUUAAUUAACGCCGAGUGUUUUAUAAGUUGCUAAGCAGAAGCGUCCAACGUUUUGAUCACGUGAUAAAAAUGGCGAUGUUUACAACAGUGAAUUCCCAAAAGUCCUAGACACGAUAUUUCAAUAUGUAAUCAUUGGUUCUGAAGAGUGAACAUAUAACUAUGCCAAGUAUUAAACAAAGUGGAUCUCUAAGUUCUUUGGCAGACAGACAAGAUGUGUCAUUAUCUAGUCUGACCAGCUAUGCCAGGAAGUUGGACACUGUUGCUGGUCAAGCCAAUCGUCGUGUUGACAACAAACAUGUUGAAUUCACUGAGAGUGACAGACCAAAAAGUGCCAGUUCACCAAAGAAAAAACGGAAAAAGAAAAACCCUAUUAUUGUAAAUUUAAGUGGAACCAGAUAUGAAGUCAUUCGUCAGAUGGCAGAGAAACUUGGUUUUACACCUUCAAAAGAUGAUGAUCCCAACGGAUACUUAAUAUGGAAUGACUCAUUUGUAUCAGCUGAAAGAAUCAAUGAAUUAAAACCAUUUCAAAGAAUCAAUCAUUUUCCUGGAAUGGGUGAAAUAACCAGAAAAGAUUGCUUAGCUCGUAAUAUGUUAAAGGUGUCUAAAGAAUUUCCUGAGGAAUAUGGCUUUAUUCCAAAGUCUUGGAUCCUGCCUUCAGAUUAUAGUCAAUUGGUUAAUUAUUCUAAAGACCUGAAAAGUAAAAAGAAGUCUAAAACAUUUAUCAUCAAACCUUCCAAUGGUGCACAAGGGCAUGGAAUUCAGCUAUUUAAAAAUGCUGAGAAGAUUCCAGCAACAGAACAUUUUAUUGUACAAGAAUAUAUAGAAAAACCCUUCCUGUUAGAUGGUUAUAAAUUUGAUUUACGUAUAUAUGUUCUGAUAACAUCGUGUGAUCCAUUACGUGUGUUCUUAUUCAAUGAUGGACUGGUUAGAAUGAGUACAGAAAAGUACCAAAACCCAGCGGAAUCUAACAUUAACCAUAUGUAUAUGCAUCUUACAAAUUAUUCUGUGAACAAACAUAAUGAAUACUACGAGAAAGGAGAAUCAGUGGAUUCAGGAAGUAAACGGUCUAUUGCAUUUCUUAACGAAUAUCUACGUAACAAGGACAGAGAUGUGGCAUUAAUGUGGAGAAACAUCUCAGACAUGAUAGUGAAAACAUUGCUGGUAUCGAUGCCACAUUUAUUACAUGCCUAUAGAAUGUGUCGGCCAUGUGCCCCAUCAGGGAGUGAUAGUGUAUGUUUUGAGGUGCUAGGAUUUGAUGUUUUAUUGGAUAGGAAUUUAAAACCAUGGCUGUUAGAAAUUAACAGAUCACCCAGUUUUGGAACUGAUGAAAAGAUUGACUGGGAUAUAAAAUCUGCAUUGAUAGAAAAUACCAUUAAACUGCUUAAUAUCAAGGUUAGUGACAAAAGAAGGAAUAUAAAUGCUCAGAAACAGGAAGCACAGAAACGUUUGUAUCGUACAGGUAAACGACCAGAUGCCCCAGACGUGUCAGAAUAUGAGAAACGAAGGAUCCACUUUGAAAAAAGGAAAGAAGAACUGAAAGAGUUGCUAGCCAGGAUAAAGAAGCAAAGUUUGAGAGAAGAUUAUGACAACAGGAAUAUGGGAAAAUUCCGUAGAAUAUUUCCAACAGAAGACAAGGCUCGGCAGGAGAAAUAUGUCAGAUUAAUGUCUUCUAUCUUCAACAUCUUCAUGUCAGGGAGAGCACCUGCUAUGCAGAAAGAAAUCCAGAGAAUUUACAAAAAUCCACUCAGGGAAGAAGAUGUUCUGGAUAUGUUACAUGAAUGUGAAGAAUAUGAAAAAGAUGGGAAGUAUGCAGGAGGAGGCAAGGGUGCUGCUAGAGGUCCUAAGCCUUUACAAAGUAUGCCAGUCUGUCAGCCAAGUCCUAUUGAUGACUCAGAGGAAGACGAUGAUGAAAUGACUGAAGGUUCACCAAUGUCAACACCUAUGACUAGAAGACGAUCUGCCAAGUCCAGACCAGGGUCAAUGGUUAGAGAACAGAGCGAAUGGAGUGAGGGAGCAUCAAGUACAUACAACUCUCGUCCCAACUCUGGUGUCAGGUCAAGGCCACCCAGCAAUAUGUCAAUGUCAAAUCAAUCAAAUCAAAGGUCAAGAUCAUUAUCAAGAAUGGUGACAAGUGGGAAAUACACAUCAUUACAGAGAUCUACAGUGGAUGAUGGAUUUUUGACAAGCGUAGUGAAAGAAAGGGAAGAUGAAUUGUCUAAGAAAACAUUGAUAGCCUUGAAUGACAUGAGGAUCAAGUUUCCAGGAAAGUCUGAUGAGGAGGCAGAAAUGAUUCUCGACAAGCUCCAUGAAAGUUGGAAAUUUCACAAACCAAGGAUUGCUUCGUAUUGGCUAGUGAAACUAGAUUCUAUAAAACGGAGAAAGGUGAUAGACAUUGUGAGAUCUAACGUAAGAGCCGUGUUACAGAGAACCUGGAGAGUGAGUGAUGUGGAUAAUCUCAGAAUUUAUAGAAUAUUUAGUCGUGUAUUCAGUCGUCUACUGUGGAGUCAUGGACAGGGGCUCUGGAACUGCUUCUCUUCUUCCAAUGGACCAGCUGGUUGGGAAACUAUUUUCAGCAAGAGCACAGAAAAUAUAAGUGAGUCAGAUAUGAACUGUUGUCGUAGAAUCGUUCAGCUGUGCAGGGAUUGUCUUCUAAUUGUUUAUCAGUUUGCUGCUGAGGCUAAGAAUACAUCACAGAGUACCACUAGUCAUUCAGACACUGAACCAUCAGGACUAGGUAGAGAGAAACCAAUAUCAUUAGUCCCUCCUAACACCCAGACAAUGAGCCAGCGCUACUCAAAACUUUAUCGUGGAGAAGCAUCAUGACGAAAAGACAGGUAGCUGACUCAGUGCAAUGUUAUUCUUGGAACCAGUUUGAUCAUUUCAGAUUAUUAAGUUUUUGUUAUCAAUCAUAUUAAAACAGCUGCUUUUUAACGCUAUAGAAUUUUUAAUCAUUGCUUUAUUAUCAACUUUUAUUGUGUGAAUAAUCUGAACUUUAACUUGUAUUUUUUAAAAUUCAGUUUCAACAUUUUACGCAGCUGCAUGACCAAGGUAACUUCCCUUGUUUUUUAAAUUCUCAGGACAAUGUUGAUACAUGUAUUACCUGUAGAAAAAUGUUAUUUGUGUAUGACAUAUACAUUAGACAGUUAAAUUGAGGUUUCAGAGGCUGACAUGAUUAAAGCAACAUCAAAACACAUCACACAUUUUGAGACUUUUCUGUAGGGUUUAUUAUUUAUUAUGACUAUAAGCAGCUUGACUGCUCUGAUGGAUAAAGGACCAUUCUGAAGUCUUGACCACUCUGACAGAAAGGGGGCCAUUCUGAAGUCUUGACUGCUCUGACAGAUAGAGGACCAUUCAAAAAUCUUGACCGCUCUAACAAAUAUGGGACCAUUCUGAAGUCUUGACUGCUCUGACAGAUAAAGGACCAUUCAGAAAUCUUGACCACUAUGACAAAUAUAGGGCAAUUCUGAAGUAUUUACUGCUCUGACAGAAAGGGGACCAUUC
Molecule: messenger RNA, 3640 nt
Organism: Mytilus trossulus (common blue mussel)
Lineage: Eukaryota; Metazoa; Mollusca; Bivalvia; Mytilida; Mytilidae
Product: tubulin polyglutamylase TTLL7-like
Exons: 18
Coding region: 299-2962 (887 amino acids)
Biological process (GO): protein polyglutamylation; microtubule cytoskeleton organization
Cellular component (GO): cilium
Molecular function (GO): tubulin-glutamic acid ligase activity; tubulin binding
Source: RefSeq, a predicted model, not a curated record